Messenger RNA from Musca domestica (house fly), 1154 nucleotides. RefSeq names its product radial spoke head 1 homolog (gene Rsph1). Gene Ontology annotation, cellular component: cytosol. Bases 78 to 1103 code for a protein of 341 amino acids. The transcript has 3 exons. NCBI's taxonomy places the organism in Eukaryota, Metazoa, Arthropoda, Insecta, Diptera, Muscidae. The record is from RefSeq and is a predicted model, not a curated record.
CAAAGAAUUGGAUAUCAAUUCGACUGGAAAAAAAUUAAAAAAAAAAAUAUUUCUCAAUUAGAAUUGUGAGCGUGAUAAUGAGUUUGAAAUCCGAAGAAUCCGAGGAUGAACUUACAAUACCCGAAGAGGAGGAAACUAAAAUCAAUAUAGGGCUCUACAUUGGUGGUCGAAAUAAAAAAGGAGAACGAGAUGGCCGGGGUUGGGCCAUUCUUCCCAAUGGGGAUCAAUACGAUGGUCAAUAUCGUCAAGGUAAACGUCAUGGCAUUGGAUUGUAUGUCUUUCUGGAUGGUUCACGGUAUUAUGGGCAAUAUCGUUGUGGUCAUCGUUCCGGUCGAGGUCUGUUCAUCUAUCCUGAUGGUAGUUAUUAUGAAGGAUGCUGGCGCAAGAAUAUGAAACAUGGCAAAGGUCGUUAUUGCUAUGCAAAUGGUGAUAUCUAUUGUGGCAGUUGGUAUCGGGGAUUGAGACAUGGCAUCGGCAUUUAUACCAUGUCACAAACAUCGCUGGGUUCGUCAUGUGGUCCAUUGCGUUUCAAGGGCACAUGGCGCCAGGGGGUGCGUGUGGGACCCUUUCAAUUAACCUAUGGCAAUGAUGAGAAAUGCACUACCCUACAUGGUACUUGGGAUAAUAAAUAUCCCCAGGGACCGGCCGUCUUUAGUUUUGAUGAUCGUUAUUUGUUGACGGGUUAUUUCCAGACACCCGGAGGUGAUAAAUUUAAGAACAACAUGGAGGAUUCUGAAGAGCAAAAUCUUGAAGAGGAUUUUGAAAAACAAAAUAACUGGUCCCAAGAGCCUUCGUUGUGGCAUGCCCAGGAAAUUUGCAAUUAUGAUUAUGCCCUAUUGCCUCAAGAACCAGUACCAUUACCUUUAUCCGAUUCAGAUUUAUCUGUAUGCUCCAUAGAAAGCAUGCCACCGGAAAUAACGGUUACAAAAGAACCUGUGUGCCAAGGUGAAGGUGAAGAGGGAGAAGAUCAACCACCAAUGGAAUGUAUGUCAUGUGAAUGUGACUGUUCGACCAGUGAAGUGGAGUGUUCUUCCAGCCAAAGUUGCUUACGUCAUGGUAGAGAUCCUUGCGCCAUUGAAAUUACAAAUGAGAAAUGUAAUUGAUUUUUUUGGAGAGAUUUUGAAAAAAUAUAUUUUUGUGUUUUACCAAUGUAA